Messenger RNA from Trichophyton benhamiae CBS 112371, 1296 nucleotides. RefSeq lists its product as uncharacterized. The transcript has 4 exons. NCBI's taxonomy places the organism in Eukaryota, Fungi, Ascomycota, Eurotiomycetes, Onygenales, Arthrodermataceae. Bases 1 to 1296 code for a protein of 431 amino acids. The record is from RefSeq and is a predicted model, not a curated record.
AUGGAAAACAACCUCGCAGGCACAGGAGCACCACCAGCGCCAUCGGCCGCUGCAACAGCUUCAGCAGCAGGCCAAUCCCAAUUCCCGGCACAUGAGAACCCGCGAGUCUGGCUGUUCUCCUCUGGCGACUCUCCCAUAGGAAUCUCGUUAGCUCGCCAGAUCCUUGCGCAUGGCGACUACGUGGUUUGCGGCCGCUGUCCAGCAGACUCUGAACGAGAAAAUCCCAGGGCCACUGCUUUCGAGAACUUCCUGGAAGAGCUAGAGAAUGCGGAACCGGGCCAGGAGACUAGCGGCUGGAAGGAAAGAUUUGAUGUUGUGAAUCUUGAUAUCAGGAUAAUGAGCGACUGUCAGGCUGCAAUUGCUAGCACAAUAAACAAAUACGGGAGAAUUGACAUCGUUCUCUGCUGCACAAGCCAAGCCGUCAUUGGAUCUGUUGAAGAGCUCGCAACUUCAGAGCGUGCAAGGAUGCUGCUGAAAGACCAGUUUGAAACUAAUUACUUUGGACCUGUGAACUUGAUCAAGUCUGCUCUUCCGCAAAUGCGGCUCCAGAGAUCCGGGCAUCUGAUGGUCCUAGGUGGAAUAAGUAAGAUUACUAUCCUCAACUACACGAACCCCCCCCAUCGCGCAAUAUAUACUAAUGGAAUAAUAGCCGGACAUAUCGGAACACCUGGCCUUGGAGUAUACUGUGCCGCAGAAUGGGCAUUAGACGGUUAUUGUGACAGCCUUGCAUACGAGGUGGCGCCAUUCAAUAUCCGAAUCACAAUCCUCCAAAGCAGCGUUGAGAUAGGGGUACUGUCCAAUCUGAUCACCAGCGUUCCGCCACUUGACGCCUACAAUCCAGCCCAGAACCAUGCACCCCUUUUCCGAAGAAUCAUGAACAGCGUACUUUCCCAGCUUCCGGGUUUCAGCGGGUAUGCCCGGUCAGCCCAUUUCCCGCAAAGUACACAGGCGCCGUUAUCUUCUCCAGGAAGUGUGAAGCAAGAGUCUACAAAGGAGAAUGAUGAGCCUCUCUCCGCACCUUCUGGCGUCUCACUUUAUCCGCCACUCGGCUCUGAGCAUCUGGAAAUGCUUAUGGGGGAAACCAUGUAUGCUGUCACUGCCAUUGGAGGCCAUGAAAACCCGCCUGCCAGGCAUAUAGUUGGAGCGGAGUCGGUUGCAUGUGUGAAGGAGAAACUGAAGACGGUCAGCGAAGAGCUAGAAGACUUCAUCGAGUGCAGCUGUGCUGUGGAUAUUAAUAGCACAGAGAAUCCUUCUAGGGUCACGAGCGACGAGGCAGUGGUCCAGCCUGAGUCUUAA